This is a messenger RNA of Cuscuta europaea, 1257 nucleotides long. Lineage: Eukaryota; Viridiplantae; Streptophyta; Magnoliopsida; Solanales; Convolvulaceae. The record is from the annotation of a GenBank genome assembly.
UGGAAUUGUUACUCCAUUAUGCUUACUUUCAUUGUCACCUUCCUCCUUUUACUGUCUUCUCAGCCACCCACGGUGCUCUCCGCCAAAUGCGGCAACAGGGCCGCCGCCGCGAAGACCUUCAAGAAAUGCACCUCACUUCUAUCUCAAGAUGCUUCCAUUGCGUGGACCUUCCACCACCACAAUGCCACUCUUGAUAUUGCCUUCUUCGGUUCCUUCAUUUCUCCCUCCGGUUGGGUUGGCUGGGGAAUCAACCCCACCUCCGCCGAGAUGGCCGGCACUCGCGCGCUCAUCGCCUUCCCGGACCCCAACUCCGGCCAGCUUGUCCUCUUGCCCUACAUCAUCGACGACACCGUCAAGCUCCAACAGGCUCCCCUCCUUUCCCGACCGCUCGACAUCCACCUCCUCUCUUCUUCUGCCUCCAUGUACGGCGGACGUACGGACACUAUCCAUGACGGCGCCACCGUUGAAAUAUACGCGUCCGUGAAGCUCGCCCCCAACAGGACCAGGAUCCAUUUGGUGUGGAACCGGGGGCUGUACGUCCAAGGCUACUCCCCCACUAUUCACCCCACCACGACCAAUGACCUUUCCUCCAUCUCCACCGUCAAUAUCCUCACCGGUGGCACCUCCGCAAAAAGCCACAACCGCGAUUUCACGACGCUGAAAACCGUCCACGGUGCCAUGAACGCCGUCUCAUGGGGAAUCAUGCUCCCAGUUGGCGCUGUCACGGCGCGUUACCUCAGACACAUACACUCACUCGGUCCUACAUGGUUCUACGUCCACGCAGGCAUACAACUCUCGGGUAUCGCAAUAGGGAGCAUCGGGUUCGGGAUAGGGGUGAGGCUCGGGGAGGGGGGAGCACACGGGGUGCACCUGAAGUUGGGCAUAGCGGCAUUCAGCCUCGGGAUAUCGCAAACGCUGGCGAUGUUCUUCAGGCCGAAGACAACCAACAGGUUCAGGAAGUACUGGAAAUCGUACCACCAUCUAGUGGGGUAUGCAUGCUUGGUUGUUGGGGUGGUCAAUGUUUUUCAAGGGUUUCAGUUGUUGGGAGGAGGAGGAGAAGGAGAAGGACAUGGCAUGCUCCUUUAUUGCCUGUGCUUGUCAGCACUGAUUGGAGCAUGUGUGGCUCUGGAGGUCAACUCUUGGAUUAUGGCCUCCCGGAGACAAGGGUCGUCUGUGACUGUGGGUGCCCCUGAUCAUGACAAAUCCAGCGCCUCUUUAUAGCUAUGCUUCAUUACAUGCAACUCUUCUCAUCUGUCA